This is a messenger RNA of Linum trigynum, 231 nucleotides long. Lineage: Eukaryota; Viridiplantae; Streptophyta; Magnoliopsida; Malpighiales; Linaceae. The record is from the annotation of a GenBank genome assembly.
AUGGGCAUCUCAUGUUAUGGAUCUACUGUUAUCCUCCUUAAGCUUCAGGGUUUGAACUUGAGUGGAUACAUGGGGAGCCUGUUACAUUUGCUCCAUGAGUUGAGAAAACUGGAUCUUAGCUCCAAUAACAUCACUAGUGAAAUUCCUUACAGCCUACCCAUUAUUGUCACCCACUUAAACUUAGCAUGCAACAACUUAGCAGAAUAUACCUCAAUCUUUGCCCAAUAUUAA